Trematosphaeria pertusa is the source of this 2445-nucleotide messenger RNA. RefSeq names its product HET-domain-containing protein. The transcript has 2 exons. NCBI's taxonomy places the organism in Eukaryota, Fungi, Ascomycota, Dothideomycetes, Pleosporales, Trematosphaeriaceae. The record is from RefSeq and is a predicted model, not a curated record. Bases 1 to 2445 code for a protein of 814 amino acids.
AUGGCACAGCUUUGCUCAUCAUCAGCGCACCCACAACCCACUUCCACAUCGGAAAUAGGUUCCCAAGAGCAUCAAGACGGAUCCCGACUAUGUCGAAUUUGCCGCAAAAUCGAUUUCAACCGAUACCUGGGAGAAGAAAUCGGGGAUUCCAUUCAUCUCGGUUCUUGGGACAGCAUCCGUCAAAGCCGAGACUGCCCCUUCUGCAGACUAGUCGUCCACUCGCUGGAAUCUGAUCCCCGCUUGACUCCCUCGACAGAGGUUCUACUCCAGAACGAGCUGAGCUGGAAGCUUGGGAUCGAAUUGUCGCCCUACGACCGCAGCAGAUCCGAAUCGUACUCCAACAAAUAUGACCUGAGAUCCAAAGCAAAGUAUUGCUCUCAAGACGCCUAUCGGUUCACCCUCUUUUGCGAAGAAGAAGAAUUCUUGUCACGUAGCCGAUCGCGCAGCCGAUCUGUGGCCCACGACAUCCUCACGCCGCAGACAGUUCCCAACCGAAGAUCUGGAGCUCGAGUACCUUCUAGCACGAUAUUUACACACUCUGCGGCAGGAGAUGCGUAUACUCCCCAGGACGGUCCUCGCAAACCGAUGGGUAUCAUUCAAUAUCUGGCCCACAAAGAAAAGCACGCAGAGAACCGCCAGUUCUUCGGUCGGAAAAUUUCACCCGACGAGGUAGACAUAGGCCUUUUGAGGUCAUGGAUGGAUCGGUGUUCGACGUAUCACAAUGGCGAAUGCGACAGAGAUGUGCGGACGGUCGACAGUCUCCCAUUGAACCUGCGCCUAAUUGAUGUUAGGCGUAGAUGCGUUAUCAAGGUCGCAGAGGGCGAGGUUCCGGAAUACGUGGCGUUAAGCUAUAUGUGGGGAAGCCAGAAGAUGAAGGAAGAGACGGGUAUGGAUCCAGCUAUGCUACUACAAAAGGACAUCAGGUGUGGCCCGAGGGGAGAAAUGACUCCACUGCAAACUAAAUUGCCGAAAACAAUCGAAGACGCAAUGACGCUUACUCGGUUGCUUGGAUAUCGCUACCUUUGGAAUGACGCGCUAUGUAUCGUUCAAGACGCUACCCUUGAACAAAAGGUCCCCGACCUUACCAACAUGAAGCUCAUCUAUAGCUGCGCGAGCCUCACCAUCGCGGCCGCCGCAGGUACGCAUGCAGACUACGGUAUUCCCGGCAUUGGCGUGCCCCGGAGAAUCCACCAGAACUCGGAAGUAGUGAGAGACCUUCGAUUGGCGACCAUGUUUCCUUCGUACACAGCUCUCGAGAAUUCGUCGGAACUGCUUUGGAAUACGCGUGGCUGGACAUUUCAAGAAAAGCUGUUGUCAAGAAGGAUUAUUCUCUUCACGGAUUAUCAGGUCUAUUUCAAGUGCUCCGAGUCAAUAUGGACGGAGGAGGUUGUACUAGAGAAUGGCUGCCUCUCCACGAGCGUCGAAGCUCGAAGGGCAAAAUAUCGGUGGCAGCCCAAUCGCAGACGUCAUGUUCCCGACGCACGUGCUAUGGAGAUGAAAAUCUAUAACGGUCGGCUCAAGAUCGAGGACGACUGGAAUUACCUGGGAGGUUUCUUGGACUACGCGGCGGCCGUUCAAGAAUACUCCAAAAGAAAGCUGACCGAUCCCAAGGACACUCUUUUCGCGAUCAGUGGCAUCUUGGAAACUAUGGAAGAAGUGACUGGGGGAUUCAUCUUGGGUUUGCCCCGGAAACAUUUCCUUGAAUCUCUUCUAUGGUAUCCGGACAUCGGCUGCGUGCAGACCUACAACCACACACUCAAGUUACCCUCUUGGACCUGGGCCAGCUCCGACUUUUCCCGAGGCGGGGUCUCUUUUGACCUAAUGGAUGUGCGUCAACUCCGAAGUCUCCUCACCAUCUCAAUGCGAGCCUUCCGUGAUGAUUCGAAGAAUGGGUCCCCAGCCAGUCAAUACUCGAAUCCGCCGAAAUGGGUGACCAGGUUAAGCACAUUUGAUUGGAAGGCACUGUCUUUAUGGGGUACGUAUGGUAAUUUGGUAGCAUGUCUGUCUUGGCCGUUGCUCCAGAAAGACCACACGAUUAGGCGGAUGUUCUACUCGGACGGCUCGAGCAUGGCGCGAAUUCAUUUCGACCUCCCAAUUAGUGCUCUAAACCUCCCGGGUCCCCACCAGAGUCGCUUCAUACCGGAACUGAUACAGCUAGCGGAGAGAUAUGCCAAGUCCGGUAAUGAGAGUUGGAGGCCCUCCGUUGAGCGUAUCCCUGGAGACAGCCACACCUUAGCAUUCGAAACCGUGGUUGUCAGAUUCUACAUUGGGAAGAGUAUCUCACCAAGGACACACCAGAGUGAUGAUGUAGGCAUCUUUGAGCUGACGAACUCGCGCGGCGAAAAUGUGGACGACAAGAAGGUGACGACUUUCUUACCAUAUCUUGGGGUUUGUCGCUCCAAAAGGCAGAGGUCCAUCCCCGCUGGCUUCCGCGAUGGAAGUUAG